Messenger RNA from Tripterygium wilfordii, 797 nucleotides. RefSeq lists its product as uncharacterized. The record is from RefSeq and is a predicted model, not a curated record. The coding region runs from base 50 to 580 and encodes 176 amino acids. Lineage: Eukaryota; Viridiplantae; Streptophyta; Magnoliopsida; Celastrales; Celastraceae. The transcript is spliced from 2 exons.
UUACCGUUGGGCGGAUUAUUUUUAAAAGCAACAUCUCCGCGCUUGGAUAAUGGACGCCAACUUUUGUUCUCUCUUUCUCUACGAAGUAACGGUAAGAAAGCUAGCAAUGAUCGCCGGCGAAGACGACAACACCCACUACCAGAAUCAAGAUUUUCCAUUGUCGUUGUCUCUCCGUCACGUUAAUUACAGUUGUGGUUCUUGUGGGUACAACUUAAACUUGAGCUCCUGCAACCGGAACGCCUCAAUGAUUGAUGCUAAAUACAAAAAAUCGAUAAAGAGAGGUAUUAUCUCAUUCUUUACAAUUGAUGAGAGCAGAUUUAAUCAAAUUGAAGAACUCCGAUGGACGCCCUAUUUCAACCCCAAAUACCGAUGGGGCUUAUUCCAAAGAAGAACCAGACUGCUUUGCCACAAAUGCGGAAAACACAUUGGUAAUGCUUACAAGGAAAGUACUUCUUCCUCAUCUCUCGAGUUGGGUAAGUCACACUUGAUUCCUUGGGAUGGAAUGUCUGAUGGUAGAACCUAUGAUAUGAAAAUUCGUGCUUUACAGCCUUCUUACUGCGAGGACUUGAGAAUAUGCUGAUGAUGCUUCAAUGUUGAUUACUAUUGUUCAAGGAUACCAUGGUUAAGCCAUCAUAAAAAGCUUGAAAAGGUUGUGAAUUCAAGUGAGAGAUUUUGUUUUUCUUUUUCUUUUAAAGAAAUGUGCUUGUGUCGUAACAUGAAAGAGUGUUUGUGGAUUCAUUUGGUUCUGGCUUUUGUUUAUGCAGUUCAUCCUUAAAUUUACUUGAUUAGUUGAUUUA